Molecule: messenger RNA, 6821 nt
Organism: Lepisosteus oculatus (spotted gar)
Lineage: Eukaryota; Metazoa; Chordata; Actinopteri; Semionotiformes; Lepisosteidae
Gene: vamp2
Product: vesicle-associated membrane protein 2
Biological process (GO): vesicle fusion; SNARE complex assembly; vesicle-mediated transport
Cellular component (GO): plasma membrane; SNARE complex
Molecular function (GO): SNAP receptor activity; syntaxin-1 binding
Source: RefSeq, a predicted model, not a curated record
GCCAUCUUUGUUCUCAGAGCCCAGCGCCUGUGUUUUUUUUUUCCCCAAUAUCCCUACAGCUCGAGCGCCUGGACCCAUCCGCGCGCGAGGCAGCCAUCCUCUCCCAUCGAUUUGCACGGUAGAAACUGAAUAAAUAAGACCGAAGACGGGGACAGGACCACCGCCUACAAUAUAAAGGGACACAUCAGCGACCGCAGCGGGGGAACAUAAAAUACAAACAUCGACAAAAUCUGAACAGAAUAUUUAAAAAAAAUAUAUUGACACCUAUUCACAAGAAAAAUAAUCUAGAACGCCAGAAGCAUAUACUUAACAGACCACAAACGAGAUGUCUGCCCCGGCUGCCGCCCCAGCUGCUGCACCUGGAGAAGGGGGAGCUCCACCUGCCCCCCAGCAGCCCCCCAACCUCACCAGCAACCGACGCCUGCAGCAGACGCAGGCCCAGGUGGACGAGGUGGUGGACAUCAUGCGCGUGAACGUGGACAAGGUCCUGGAGCGCGACCAGAAGCUGUCGGAGCUGGAUGACCGGGCCGACGCGCUGCAGGCCGGGGCCUCGCAGUUCGAGACCAGCGCUGCCAAGCUGAAGCGCAAGUACUGGUGGAAGAACCUGAAGAUGAUGAUCAUUCUCGGGGUGAUAUGUGCAAUUAUCCUCAUCAUCGUCAUUGUCUACUUCAGUACCUAGUCUGGCUCCCGUUCACUGCUCCCAUCAGCGAUCUCUUGUCUUGGAGAAAAACUCGCCGGAAAAAACGAAGGAACGAAUGACUGACCACCCGACCGACCACCAGAAUCUUCCACGUCCCUCCCACUGCCCCCCGAAAUCUCCUCGGCUCUCCCAGCCCAGCGUGUGUCUCUGUGCACCCCUGUCCUUGUAAAUAUCCCCGCUUUUCUUAUCUAUUCGUAUUUCCAGAAAAGAAACAAGGUAAUGACCACAGCGAUUAUUGUUAUAUAUGAAAUAUAUAUAUAUAUUGUUUUUUGUAGAGUCUUAUUCUUAGAUAAUGUUUCUAGAGGUGUAUUUUUCUUUGCAUCAGAGUUGACUGCCUACUAAGUCUGGAUAUCUCUUGUUUUCUCUUCCCCUGGUUGGAGAAGCUGAUGUUCCUCACUCUCUGUCUUCUGCUGUGUACUGCGUUCACAGGAAUUGCGUUAAUAACUGCCUUUUGUUCUUUUCAACUGAGGUAGCAGAGGCUUUGGUUAAUGUACCAGCGAUCUGUCUUUCUCUCUCCUCUCUGUCCCUCUUUCUCUCUCCAGAACUUUUGGAAAGCUACCAUGCUUUUCCUGUCUUGUUUCAGACAGCGUCUAUCUGUCUACCUACUAGUCUUUGGAAAGAGAUUUCUCUCUCUCGUUCUUGAUUCAUUUGAAACUGCCACAUUAGAAAAAGGACCAAUGUAUGUAGCUGAUUUUUUUUUUUAUUUGAAUUCCGUAUUUGUUAAUAGAUUUUUGUGGUUUAUAUUUUUCUGUCUCUUAUCUCUCUGACAUUCCUCAAUAAUGGUGUGAUAUGCUGUCUAUAUAUGUAUAAACAUGUUUUAAAAAGAAUAUAUAUAUACACACGGCGAAGGAGUGGAAACUCACAGUCACUGCAAAGGCAACACCGGCUGUUCACAGCGAGAUCUGAACCAGAGCCCCGCCGUUCUGCACUACAACAGCAAACGGAAAAAAAUAGCCCCCCCCCCCCCACCCCACCCCCACUUUUCAUGUCCUGGGGCCACUUCAAACGAAUGAAGUGUGUGUGGGUGUGGGGGGAGGGGGGUGGCACGUUCGGAAUCCGAACCCCUCUUUUUGACAGCCAGAGGCAAUUGAGACUCCAUCGUGUCUCGGCGACCUCGUUGGCAGAGCUCCGCAACCCUGCCCCCUUAACGGAGCCAAUUGAAAGUCCUGUGCGACCACAGACAGGGGUAUCUAUAUAUGUAUUCAGAAAGCUAAAACAUUCCUGUCCACAGCUUGUGACCUUAUAGAUGAAGAACAUAUAUAUAUAUACACACCAAGACUCACUCAGGUGGCAUAAAUACUCGUCACCACCUGUGCCUAAUUGUACAACACCUGCGAACGGCAUCGGUGGAUUCAUCUGUUGGUUCGUGGGAGGGGGCGCAGGGCGACCUUUGGGGGUCAGCUAGCUCCUUGUUACUUCAUUGAGCCCCUAACUGAUUGGAACGGACACUUUUCUGAAGCAGCCAGGAGUCCAGCGCAGACAUAACUAUAGCCCCUCUCGUAUCUCACGCUGGGAUCCUUGCUCGUGCAUUAAGGGUGAGGUACACGGCGUGUUCAGCUGUACUUGCCAGUGAAACCUCUUUGGAGGACUGAGCAGCGAUUAGUCUAGAUGUUGUAGGGAGAUGACUAGCUUGUGUCAGAGAGCUCACUUCAAGUCCCGUGCGGUAAUGUGGAGCCCAGCCGCAACGACAACCAGGAGGCCCAGGGUCCUCCAGGCCUGGGGUUGCCCAUAAAUCUGCCCGAGAGAGAUCUGUGGGCGGCCGUAAGUCUAAAGCACAAUGAAAUCAUGCUAAAAGCAUGGUAAAGGCCUGGAGGAGGUACAAGGUUGAACCCACAAAAUCAGGACUGAAACACUGGGGGGGGGGAGGGAUUUAAUGGAAUAAUCGAUUUUUAUUGAUUUUUAUUGAUCAUUACAAAGUUGGAUCGGCUGCACACCAGGACUGAAAUGGUGCACCUCUGGGUUUAACCGAGAGCCACAAACACAGAAGAUCUGGCCAUUCCUGAGCCCCAGGCAAGGAACCUGUAAGUUCCAGACAAGCCCUGAAGCUGUUCUCACUCGCGGUGGUAGUGCUCCCUCUGCUCUCUCUCACCAGGAACAGAUUUUAGGAUCCCCAGUUAUUUUUGUUGUGCGCGGGCGAACGGACAACUCGAUCAGGGAGCCCGUUAUUUUUGGACUUGCCGGUAGCCUGUUGGCUGUUGUGCGGGGCGGGUACACUGCCGCUGAGCUGGGGAAAGACGCGUCAUCGAGGAGUAUGGUCUCUUCUUGCUCCUUUCACCCUUCCGGGUUCUCGUCUUCCCACAUCCGUCAGUUUCUGUUUCGGUACGGCCUGGACAUUCCCAUCACGUUCAUCCUUCCUCCACGUCCUCCACGUUGCCGUCGCCAUCCUCGCCCGUGCCUAGGCAGUGUGGCCCUGAGUUCCAUUUACUGCAGGCUCCUGGGAGGAGGAGGAGGAGGAGGGGGAGAGACAUAGUUCUUGAUAGGUGAUGACAGAGGCAGGAAGUACACGCAGUGUUUACACUGCAGGAGGAUUUCUCCGAAGGAUUCGUUGAGAACUCCCUGGAGUGCCAUUUGGGAUUGUUAAGAAGAUGUCUUUGGAGGAACUGUAUAGGAUGCCCGUAGCAGUGAGGAGCCUGUUGGCAUGUCUGGUAGCUUCCUUGAGGAUUCUCCCAACUAAAAACUGACUUCCUGCGCCGGGCUGGCGUGACCUGGGACCCGCAAAUGUCCUAUAGCCGGCCCUUCUGCGUUGUCUCAACUUUCUUUCCUCGGUCUCUCCAUCUUUCUUCUGGUGGCAGGAGAUCAUUUCCUCUAUCCCUCUCCCCUGCUCAGCAGGGCUCUGUAUCAGGAGAGCGCAGCAGUCAGAUGUCUGUACUGACUCGCUCUCUCUGUGGGGGACGUGCCACAACGCUGGCUCUCUUGCGUUUGCAGUGCGAAGCCUGCAGUGCCUCAGAGCUUGGCAGGCAAGGGUAUGGAGUUCCCAUGACAACCAACCGGGAUCGCAGGAGGUGGGGCUGAGGGCGGGAACAGAAGAGCUAGUAGCCAAUAAGAACUCUCAAAAACAGUGGAGGCGGGGUUCUGUGCCUGCCCACUCUCCCUGCCCAUAUAUAAAGCACAUGUCCUGGAUUAUUAGUGAUGGAGCACAGAGGAGGAGGGUGGACUCCUACUCUGUUUACCCCCUAAGGCUUCAUAUGAUGCCCUUUUUAGAAGACUACUCUUCCUCCCAUUUCCCCUCUCCUGUGUUUUGUACUCUGCCCUUCUAGCGCUCUCUCCCUGGCUCUGUCAUUUCGCCUCGCCUCAUUGGCAUGUUCCUCUUGGCUGCAGGCUGUCACCAAAUCUCUAACUGCACUACCAACAGCCACCAAGACGUUGUGCUCAGUCUGAAAUAUAUAUAUGUGUUCUUCCGUUAAGCUGUGGACCCCUAUACUUCAGGAUUUCUAUCUGUGACUUAAAUUGCUGAGAUCUUGCAUGUUUUUUUAGAUUUUUAUUUUUGUAGCGUAGUGACAGACGAGCCUGCGGUCGGGCGCGGCCUCACUGCCUCUUUCAGCCAGCGCGGUUUUCGGCAGGGGCAGGGUCGCUCUGGAGGGGCUGCGGCGAGACCGUUCAAGAUCGACGGGGCGGGACGCCGGCCAGCGAGCGGGUGGGGGUGGGGGGUGAUGGGAGCAGCAGACUGCGAUUCCCGUCGUGGGCUUCGCGCGGCGUCCAAGCUUCCGAACAGCGGCUUUUAACGGUUUGCGAUCGGAGAGAUUCCGGGAAUGACGCCGACGCCAGAUUGGGGGGGGCUGGGGCAGCCUGCCCGAUGGCACCGCCCGCGUGGCGGCACUUGUAACCGGUUCCGGUCUUGGAGUGCCGGGGCUGGAGAGAACCCGCUCUCCAGAACUCGGAAUCGGGGGCCCUGUUGGACUGGAGGUGGGAUCGGGAUGGAAUAGCUGGAGGUGGGAUCAAGGAAAGCCGGAAACUUGUGAGCGCAAUCCGGUCUGGGCAUUGUGUGGAGGAGUUAACCAGUGUCAGCCUGACAGGAAGUUAACAAACAGCUAGACUGAUAGGUUGGCUGGGACUGUCAUUCGGAUCCCAUCUGCUCCAGAAAGCAAACAGAUACAGAUGCAACCAAACUUGCUAGCUGUGGGAUUUGCUUCUGAUUUAAUACAGGAGUCGAGGUUCUCGGUUGCACUGCAGAGCUAACUCAGAAGGCCCCAUGUGAAAGCUUUCGGCUUUCUCUUGAAAUCCCAUUACCCCACCUGGGCUCUUACUCCUAGGGUACCCAUCAGUCUGAUAUUUGACGUGCGUCCUUCUGUCUGAACCAGGGGCUGCUGCCUUCUGAGCGUCAGAGCCACGUGAUCGCGUGCUGGUUGGUCUCACGCCAGCAGAGGAGUAAGUUGUGUCAAGGUCUUGUGGUUUUAAAUUGACCCGCAGGGAUUGAUCGAUAGCGUCAACCUUAUGAAAGAGUGAUGAUAAAAGCAUUCCAAAAUCGGACAGCGUGGAUUGUCCCAGCUGUAAUGUGCUUGUAUACCAGUAGGGGGCGCACAAGCAAUUACUACAUUGCCUGUCUAUGGCUGAUCCGGUUGCUGACGUGGUAGGAGUGGAGACGGAGGGGGGGUUAGGGGGUAUUGGCGUUACUUGCAAUCCAGCUCCAGAGCGAUCCCUUCGGAAAACAGCGCAGGCGUCCGGGAAGACGCAGUGACACGUUAGCCCUCGGAAGUUUGUCCCGGAAGCAGCUGCACUUUCCAAAAAAAAAAACGGAGAAAGCCAAACUGAAAUCGCGAGCUUGAUUCUGCUCGAAUUAAAAACAUGAAAGUUGCAACGGCCAUACGUAACUCUCAUAUCAAACCGAUUACCUGUAAAUGAAACAAUUGCGAUCCAGUCGAGGGACACCUGCUCGUAGUGACAGUGAUAGCACAAACCUUAUUACCCUGGAUCCCUGUGUGUGUGUGUACGUUAUGUUACUGAUGGCAACAGCAACACCAAACGUGUCCUAAUCUUCGUCGCUGUUCAGCAAAACACAAAAAACAAAAAAACUGUGUGUAUGAUGUUGUGUUGUUGGGGGGGAGGGGAGGGGUGGGUAUUUGGGAGGAGCCCCGGUCUUGUCUGGAGGGGAGAUCUAAAAAAAAAAAUCCCAAGAUCUGUAGUCAGAUCUGUAAAAAUAAGGAAAAUCAACAUGGAAAAGCAUAAUUCAGACAGGCAAAUAGAGGGGCUCCUCGCGGGUCUUUCUCAUCUCAGGCUAAGGUGACGUAGGACCCGAGCAGGUUCCUCUCACAGAUCAGGGGUUGUCCUGAGUGUGCUUGACGAUGGGGGGGGGGGACGUCUAAAACAGAGUUGAUGUAUUUUUGUGUCUCAGUGUGUGAGGGACAGAAACAGGUUGGCGAAUGUGGUUCUUUUACCCCUGACUGGAAGAAAAAUUCCUUGCCUCCAUGAUCUGGAGGGAAACCACUGGAGGCUGGGAAAAUGGAUCCAGAGGGAUAUGAAAUCCGCAUUCCUCAUCUGUGACUGUUUAUUUUUAUUAUUAUUUAUUAUUUUUACAAUGGUGUGGGUUUAUGCUUUAAUGCUCCGACAUACAGGUAUUGCUUUUCGGGGGACACGUGGUUGGAUAGAAGUGUGGAGACGAGUUUUACCUGCAGAAGUCCAGAUGCUUUGUUCGCCCCAAGGACGCAUUGAACGGCGUCGCUUGUGAGCCCGUAUGAAUGGCGCAGAUUUAGCCUGCUGACCGGCACCCGAACCAUCUCUGCGGCCUUGAAACCAUUUCCUGGUUUGCGCUGAAUCCCAUGACGUAACGAUGACGUUGGUGUAGCGGUCAGGAGCGCCCGACCGCGCUCGCCCCGAACAAGCUUCGGUCGUAAAAAAAAAACAGGAAGCCGGUUUAAGAUUGACGCAACACUGGUAGAAAAGAUCAGCGCAAGCCUUUGGGACUAAAAAGAAAUAGCAAACGUCUAUCAUUUCAAUCCAGAGGUCCCUAGCAGCGGGGACCCUUAGGGUGACCACUGGUAGCCGGUCAGCAAGUGAAUUUGGCUAUCCGCGAGAUUAUAUAUUCUUCUUUUAAUGUCUAUGCCACAAUGCAUUCUGGUACUUGUAGUGUCUUUUACAGAGGGCUGUACGCAUUUUGUGAAUAUAAAAUCUUGUUUUGAAAACUGGA